AUGGAGGUCACCGACCGAUUCUUCAACGAGGAAAGGCUUCAAAUUGACGAUGGAGCUCGCAGCUACCGAUGUUUCAUGUCACAAAUUGACUGCCUCUUCUGCUCCGACACAUUCAAAUCGAAGCAAGCGCUGCAUCAUAUCUUGAGAUACUAUGAGAAGGCCGAUCCCGAUCUUCGUUUUGGCUUGGACAUCUUUCUACAAAGCGACUGGGCUCGCAAGUCUGCUAUCGCUCAUUGGAAACUUUUCACCGACUUCGAUCAAGUUGUGGACAGCCAGGAAUGCCUGCAAAGCGAGCACGAACACCCCGAUGUUGCCUCGUGCUGCAUCUAUGAGUCUCCGGGUGCCUUCCACUUUCUGGUCCGGCAAGGCAUUAUUCGGUCAUGCUACUACAACAGCUUUGGACACAGCCUCUUCCUUCUUGCCUUUGAGGAAAGCGCUAUUGAAACGAUUGGUUACAUGAUUUCUACGAUGAGUCCGAUCCAUCUUCUUGCUCCUGCAUCGGUGGCAGAAAUGUGGGAUGGGAGGUUAAUUCUUCAACUCGCGGCGACGAACUCGGUUGUGUUUUGUAUCUGUUGGGAAAAGGUCGACCAAAUGCCACUGGAUUUGGGAGAGAUUCUCCAGGAUGAUGAAAUCCGCAGUAUUUGCCGAUUUGCAAGCAUGGGCCUAGCCUCUCGUUUGUAUCGAAGAGGCAUAGCUAUAUCUUGCUGA
Molecule: messenger RNA, 708 nt
Organism: Penicillium waksmanii
Lineage: Eukaryota; Fungi; Ascomycota; Eurotiomycetes; Eurotiales; Aspergillaceae
Exons: 1
Coding region: 1-708 (235 amino acids)
Source: RefSeq, a predicted model, not a curated record